Molecule: messenger RNA, 450 nt
Organism: Lathyrus sativus (Indian pea)
Lineage: Eukaryota; Viridiplantae; Streptophyta; Magnoliopsida; Fabales; Fabaceae
Source: the annotation of a GenBank genome assembly
AUGGAGGAGUUUAUAGUACUAAUAAUUUAUCAUAGUGGUGAAUUCAUUAAUGGUGACCUUAGAGUAUAUGAAGGAGGGAAAGUUGAUGAGCUGAAAGUAGAUGUGAACAGAUGGAGUUACUUUGAGUUGAUAGGUACACUGAAGGACUUAGGUUAUAUGGAUUUUGAUAAAAUCUAUUACAAUGACUCGGCAUUUGGGAUGAACUCAUUGAAUGAUGAUGCAGGUGCAUUAAAAAUAUUUGAUAUUUAUAGGGUUCACCUAGGUGUAGACAUUCAAAUUCAACACAAACUUGAUCAACCUAAUUACUAUGACGGGCCUAUAGAAACAAAAUUAGGAAAUGGUGACAAUGUGAAUGAGGGGCCUGGUGUGGUUGAGGACGUGCUUUCUAAAUUGUAUGAAGAAGCAGUCGAUGGAAAUGAUACUUGCAAAGAAGCUGAAAAUGUUGGUUAG